Serpula lacrymans var. lacrymans S7.9 is the source of this 2223-nucleotide messenger RNA. RefSeq lists its product as uncharacterized. Gene Ontology annotation, molecular function: superoxide-generating NAD(P)H oxidase activity. Gene Ontology annotation, biological process: defense response; superoxide anion generation. The transcript is spliced from 8 exons. The coding region runs from base 298 to 1893 and encodes 531 amino acids. The record is from RefSeq and is a predicted model, not a curated record. Gene Ontology annotation, cellular component: plasma membrane; NADPH oxidase complex. Lineage: Eukaryota; Fungi; Basidiomycota; Agaricomycetes; Boletales; Serpulaceae.
CACUCUUUCCAAGCGCGCAGGACGUCGACUACCACCGCCAUCAUGUCUAAACGCACCUCAGCUCUCGAUUUCUCUGAUCGCGCUCCAUCCCCUCGCGAUCCCUUCCAGGACCAAAAUCCGUUCGUGGACCCUUCUCCAGACUACAACCAUUCAGGCGAUGCCCUCCCACGAGCACAGGUCCAGCGCAACAAGACAGAGCGAUACAGGCUGCAGGGCAUACAGAGAACCACCACCGCCAAUGGCGCAGCUGCAGCUGCAGACGCUCCUCGAACGUUUGGCCAGAAAUUCGACAUCUGGAUGAUCAACGAGGGUGGGAAGCGUCUCUUCUUCUUCUCUUGGAUAUUCUUCCAUCUCCUUGUUAUCGCUUUUGGCUCUCUCUACUACGGCACCAGCGACGACUUGACGACUGCACGAGCUACCUUUGGUGUCACCUAUCCCAUCGCCCGUGCUGCAGCACUGGUCCUCCACACAGAUGUCAUCUUCAUCCUCCUUCCCGUCUGUCGCAACUUCAUAUCACUUCUCCGUCGUACCCCCCUCAACCAGUUCAUCCCCUUCGACAAGAACAUCACGUUCCACAAAGCAACAGCAUGGUCCAUGGUCGUCUUCACCGUCAUCCACAUCGCCGCCCACAUGGUCAACUUUUACAAACUCGCCCUCGCCGACACCUCCGCCACCACCACCGGCCAACGCGUCGUCGCCUUCUUGGAGGCAAACUUCACGACAGGCCCCGGUGUCACGGGAUGGAUCAUGACCGCCUGUCUCUUCAUCAUGGUUUGGUUUGCGAUGGAGAAGCGUCGUCGGGCUCACUUUGAGUGGUUCUGGUACUCUCAUCACUUGUUCGUCAUCUACUUCUUGGGCUGGCAGCUGCACGGUAUGUGGUGCAUGAUUCAGCCUGACAGAGAGCCCUUCUGCUCCUGGAACUCUAUCGGUGUUUUCUGGCGCUACUGGCUUGUGGGUGGUUUCAUAUGGGUGUACGAACGUAUUCUCCGUGAAGUUCGUUCUCGACACAGGACGUACAUCUCCAAGGUCAUCCAGCAUCCAUCCAAGGUUGUGGAACUUCAGAUCAAGAAAGAGAAGACGACGACGAGGGCUGGUCAAUACAUUUUCCUGUCUUGCCCUGAAAUCUCAUACUUCCAGUGGCAUCCUUUCACUCUGACCAGCGCCCCAGAAGAAGACUACAUCUCAGUGCACAUCCGCGUCGUCGGCGAUUUCACGACCGCCCUCGCCAAAGCCGUCGGAUGUGAGUUUGAUUCUGAGAAGAGCAAGGACGGCGAUGUGUCGGGCGGGAAGGUGAUCGGGACGAACAUCAACCCGCCUCUGAACCGCAUCUUGCCGCGCGUGAUGGUGGACGGACCGUUUGGGAGUGCGAGUGAGGACUUUUUGAAUUAUGAGACUGUCCUCCUCGUUGGGGCUGGUAUCGGCGUCACGCCUUUUGCAUCAAUCCUCAAAUCUAUCUGGUACCGCAUGAACAGCCUUAACAACUCAAAGCCGACGAGACUCUCCAAAGUAUACUUCACCUGGGUCAUCCGCGACUUUGGCAGUGCAGAAUGGUUCCACUCCCUUCUUCAGGCUAUCGAGGAGCAGGACACGCAGAACAGGAUCGAGAUUAACAUUUACCUCACGGCGAAGAUCAAGGAGGACGAUAUGAACAAUAUCAUUGUACAAGAUGUGGGUGCUGAAAAAGACGCGAUCACUUCCCUGCGCGCGCCCACACACUUUGGAAGGCCGAACUGGGAUCGCGUGUUCGGCUCGAUCGUGGAUAAGCAUCCAGAGACUGACGUCGGUGUGUUCUUCUGCGGCCCGCCGGUACUGUCGAGACAGCUUCACCAGAUGUCGAACAAGUACUCGAAUCCCCUGAGCACGCGGUUCUUCUUCGGGAAGGAGAACUUUUGAAGGAUGUCAAUGUCAAUUCUUGCAUCGACUCCUUCCGUCCCCUGCUCGCUCACGUCCCGCAUACUAACUUAUAUGACGAGCUUGCUCCGCUCUUUUUUGGUGCCGCCCCCGCCUCCCGCCCGCUCGCUCCGUACUCUAUUGCUUUCGUAUUUCUCAAAUGUUGUGGCGAAAUUGGUAUUGGUUAUUCUGUAAAAUGGAUAGUGCUUUUUCAGUGCCAUUGUAGAUUUUUAUUUUAUCAUCGAUGUUUGGGCCUCCUGCAGGAGCGUCAGGUUGUGAAAUAUUUUUGCGAUCUUCGAGUUCAGACUCUGGGGACCGUUCAUGAUAGUACGC